AUGAUGAACUCUGGUUUCAGCGCAAACAUUUUUCCGUCAAGCUCAUCGCCCAACUCUCUGUACCAACAGAGUCAUCAACUGCAGCCGAAUCCAUCGACGGCAAUGUAUCAGACGACUGGUCGUGACAUGGGCAAACCGCCCGUCCGUGGCAAGACGUCUCCGUACGGUUUCUUCGUGAAAAUGUGCUACGAAGAGCACAAAAAGAAGUACCCGAAUGAGAAUGUCCAGGUGACUGAGAUAUCGAAAAAGUGCUCAGAGAAAUGGAAGACGAUGGUCGACGACGAGAAGCGACGAUUCUAUGAGCUGGCUCAGAAGGAUGCCGAGCGGUAUCAGGCUGAGGUUGCCGCCUACGGUGGAGAGGAUGCGAUGAGGAAGAGGAAGCGAGCCAAGAAGGAUCCACACGCGCCGAAAAGAGCAUUAUCCGCAUUCUUCUUCUACUCUCAAGACAAGCGUCCCGAAAUUCAAGGACAACAUCCUGACUGGAAAGUGGGACAAGUGGCUCAGGAAUUGGGAAAAAUGUGGAAGCUGGUGCCACAAGAGACGAAGGACGCCUAUGAGACGAAAGCUCAAGCUGAUAAGGAUCGAUAUGCCGAGGAAAUGCGUCACUACAAACAAGAGAUGACAAAAAUGUCGGGAGGAAUCGCUGAUUACGAAGACGACCAUAUGGGACAUCAUGUCGUUCAUGUGGAAGAUAUCGGUGGCCAGAAUAUCGCCUAA
Caenorhabditis briggsae is the source of this 717-nucleotide messenger RNA. RefSeq names its product Protein CBR-HMG-1.2 (gene Cbr-hmg-1.2). The record is from RefSeq and is a predicted model, not a curated record. Gene Ontology annotation, biological process: regulation of transcription by RNA polymerase II. The transcript has 5 exons. Bases 1 to 717 code for a protein of 238 amino acids. Lineage: Eukaryota; Metazoa; Nematoda; Chromadorea; Rhabditida; Rhabditidae. Gene Ontology annotation, molecular function: DNA binding, bending.